GUUGGCAGGGUUGGGUGACCUCGAUUGAAUUUGGCUCAAAAUAUACUUUGAGAAAGUCAGAUAACAUUAAAAAAUUCUUACAAUCAAUAAAACCAAUUAUUGCUGCUUGUUUUCCAGACAUAAGACUUCCUAGAUUUAUAAACGUGCGUUUUGCAUUAACUGGCAAUUUUUACAUAAAGUGCUUUAGUAUUAUAAACAAAAUGGAUGAAACUGUCCCUCAUUUGAAAGAUUUGUGCGUUGUUUAUCCAUCUUCAAGUGAUAAAGCAAAGCUCAGAUUAAAGGCACUAAAGAAGGAAUUUGAAUCUCUGUAUUCAACGACCCCAAAUUUUUAUUGUAGAGCACCUGGAAGAGUUAAUAUUAUUGGAGAACACAUUGAUUAUUGUGGAUAUGGCGUCUUACCUAUGGCUAUAGAACAAGAUAUAAUAAUGGCCGUCGUUCCCAAUGACAAGGAACAGAUUGUCCUUGCAAAUGUUGACAAAAAAUUCAAGAGUUUUUCAGUAAAUAUUAAGGAUUACAAGAUUGAUGGUAAAGAAUGGUUUCACUAUUUUCUCUGUGGUUUCAAGGGAAUCACUGACCAUCUUGGUUUGAAAAAUCCCGUUGGUAUGAGCGUACUAGUGGAUGGAAAUGUCCCAAAGAAUGCUGGAUUGUCAAGUUCGUCGGCAUUUGUAUGUUGUUCAGGAUUGGCUACAAUGCAUGUAAAUGGCGGGAAUUUAAGUAAAGUGGAAAUUGCUGAAGUUUGUACCAAAUGUGAACGCUAUAUUGGAACCGAAGGUGGUGGAAUGGAUCAAGCCUGUUCCUUUUUGGCAGGAUUUGGCAAAGCAAAGCAUAUUGAAUUUGAUCCACUUCGUUCCACAGACGUUAUCAUUCCUGAAGGAAUUACGUUUGUUAUUGCAAAUAGUCAGGUUGAAAUGAACAAGUCAAAAACGGCUGGAACACACUUUAAUGUCCGAGUUGUUGAAUGUCGUACAGCUGCACAGGUACUUGCAAAAGCCAAAGGUGUUGACUGGAAAUCUAUACGUAAACUUUCCCAAGUACAAAAGGAACUCGGAGUUGAUUUAGGGAAAAUGUUAGAGUUUGUUGAAGAAAUAUUGCAUAAGGGGUCGUACUCAAGACAGGAAAUAUGUAAAUUACUAGAAAUAACGGAUGUUGAUUUGAUUAAAGAAUGCCUAAGUGAGUCUACUGCGCAUGUUGAUAGCUUCAAGCUCUACGACCGAGCGAUACACGUGUAUAGCGAGGCGAAAAGAGUAUUAGAGUUUCGUGGUGUUUGUGAACAAAAACCAAAAAAUGCUGUCGAGAGUCUUGGCAAUUUAAUGAGCGAAAGUCAUGACAGCUGUAGGGUUCAGUAUGAAUGCAGCUGUGAAGAGCUGGACAAACUGGUUGAUUGUUGUAGAUGUGCAGGGGCACUUGGUUCUCGUCUUACUGGAGCUGGUUGGGGUGGCUGUACUGUUUCCAUGGUGCCGAAUGACGCAGUCGAUGUGUUCUUAAAGGAAGUCAAAAGGCAAUUUUACCAGGUUGACUGUGAAGAUCCUGGUAAUCAUGGCACUAUAGAGCAGAGUUUGUUUGCAACAUCACCUGGUGGAGGGGCAGCGAUCAUUUUACCUGAUGCUGUAGAUAGUGAUGGAAAUGGUUUUUAUUUUAAAUUGUAAUUUACUAUUUUAAAUUCAGUCUGUAUUAAAUAUGGUUUUGGCGAAUCGUCAUUAUUGAAUUUAAAGAUUUGAAAUCAUUUUA
This is a messenger RNA of Xenia sp. Carnegie-2017, 1728 nucleotides long. Its product is annotated as N-acetylgalactosamine kinase-like. Bases 201 to 1646 code for a protein of 481 amino acids. Gene Ontology annotation, biological process: galactose metabolic process; carbohydrate phosphorylation. Gene Ontology annotation, cellular component: cytosol; cytoplasm. The record is from RefSeq and is a predicted model, not a curated record. Gene Ontology annotation, molecular function: galactokinase activity; ATP binding. The transcript has 15 exons. Lineage: Eukaryota; Metazoa; Cnidaria; Anthozoa; Malacalcyonacea; Xeniidae.